AUGCCUUCUCGACGACAUCAACAGCCCCAGUUGCAGGUUCCCGUCCUCCCAACAUUCCCCCUCUCAUCACCCAUCAGCGAGGAAAUCUCGAGUCCGUCGUGUUCAUCUGCAGAGGAUAGGGAUUUGGAGCGCAACAGACCAUUUGACUUCCUAGUCAAAGCGACGAAACACAAGAUCGAAUUGAAAUCGGGAAAAGAUGGGAAUGGGAAUGGGAAUGGGAACCGCUCGCCUAACUUGUCUCAGCGAGACCAUCACAAAAGACACAGUAUUCGGGGUAUCACGAAGAAACGGAAGAAUGUCGCCAAACCCGUGGGAUUGAAUCUGGUUACGGAUUUUUCACUCGCGGCGCCGCCGAAGAAACAGGUCGAUAAUGGAGGACCCGCGCCAUUCGUUGAUUUGAAUGAUCUCAAGCUGUUGUCAAAGGACCGGGCGAAGGAACGGUCUGGACAGACGAAGGGCUUGACGAGUACGAAUGAUGAUGAGAUCUUCGAGAUCACGAACUUUACGAAUAUCCCGAAUAUCUCCAGAAAGAGAGCUUCGUUUCACCAGCUUCCCGAGGAGACUAGCCGGAUACAAAGCGAAACUGGAAACCCGUUUCUGGACCCGAAGGUUGUUGAGAAUCCCUUCAGCGAUAGAUUCGAUCAUGGCUUGUCCCCUUCCGAUCGACAUGUCAUGAUCGGUCUAUCAGUGCCUCGUAACGAGUCCUUGCAUCAUACGAGGGAAAUUGAUAGCGCGGGGACACCACUCACCCCUUCGAUUAUUGUUACUCCCGCUCGUGAGGAUGCGCCUUGGUCGACGUCAAGUCCGGAGGGUCUACGCCCUCGUGCAACAUCCAGUAUCUAUUCUCAACCCACGCCUCGCCUUUGGCAGAAUGGCCCUGAUAUCCCUCCGGUACCGGCCAUACCGGCCGAGCACUCGAGAAAAGCGGCCGAGUCGGAUUUUCUGGGCGCCCAUUUCGCGGCUAUGACUCGUAAACACAGGUCCAUGUCUGCGGAGACUAUCAUUGAGGACGACAUUCCGGACCGGACGCAUGUGCAUGAACCUCUGGAGGAUAACGACCAAGCUCCCCUGACCAGACUCAGUGUUAACACCCAGGCCCUCAGACCUGAAUCCCAGGGUUGGUGGACGUAUUUGCUUUCUCCGCUGCUCGGAAAAAAGUCACCUCUCAGUCCAUCGUUUCCUCGGAGUACUGCUCCCAUUACGUCAAGUACAAAGGAACCACGCAAGCUCGAAUGGUGGGAGAAAGAAGUCUCUUGUUUUUCUCCAGAAACACCAGAGUCGGCCGUGAAGAGCUCAUGGCAAGAAGAUAAGAAGAGUCUCGAGCAGUCUCGUUCUCUUGGAGGCAAUGAGGAGCCGGACUCCUCUUCAGCCAAACGGCAGACCACUACGUCGAUGAUAUUCGGUGGACGAGCUAUCCAGGGCGAAGCGGCGGAGUACUAUCAGGCUUGUGCACAUGAACUAUUCAGCAAAACGGAAACGCCCUAUUUCGAAUGUCAUAAUCAUAUCUGCUCGAUUACGCCGGCGGCUGUUGUUGCGGCGAUUUAUGCUGCGCAAUUCAAGGCUGAUGAAGGGGAGACUCGAGAUCGGGGUUUGAUAUUUGCUGAAGCUCAGGCACAUGAGACGAGUCGCAGUUUGCCUCAACACUCUGGUGGGAAUAAGGGUCUUUUGAUUGAUAUUGACUCGCCUACGGAAGAUGGGUCAAAGGGUCUCGGGGAUUCAAAAGAGAUUGAUUCACCUGCGUCGACUGCUUCCUCGGAUUCUUGGUCCUCGAGUAUCACCGACGAGGAUGAGGUUGACCAUGGGAAAGCCCUGCCUGGACCACCACAGGGUGUGACUAGAGGAGUCGUCCCUGAUGUCCCAUCUGAGCAACCUAUCCACCCUCCCCCUGCUGCGGUGCCAGUUCAUGAGCCCGUCCCAGCACCCACAGCUUUCAUGCCUGAACCACCUCCACCCGGUCCAAUUCCAGUAGCUCCUGCAGUUAUGCCCGAGCCCCCAUCACUGGUACAACCGCCACCUCCCCAGAUCAUCAACACAAUUUCACCGCCGGUAAAUAACAUUCACUACAUGCCUCAACCUGUCGCAAUGCCUCCGGAAUCUGCUCCGGUAGAAAGGGCAGCUCCUCAGUAUGCUCCUAUGUUUCCUCCCGUGAACGAGCCCCCGCCUCCAGUCCCAAUGCCUCGAGAGCAGUCUCGAGGGUUGAGCGAGUGGCCAUUCGUGCCUCCUGCAGCGCAUACCCCAAUGCAUGAGGAGUCAACCAGGGCUGCCCCAGUCCCUGUUCCUGUAGGAGGACUACCAAAGUCCGAGUUGCAGCAGGAAAAUCAUGUACCACCACCGAUUCCAAACCACAAUGAGCCAAUAUCACCUGCAUUUCAACGUGCUGCUGCAGGGGGCCCGGGUGCCAUUCCAAUGAGCUCGAUGAACGAAGUACAAGCUCCGGCUCCGGCAUACACUCAAAAUCCUCGGGAUGAAGCAGCUCUACCCCCACGCUAUGCCCUUCAUCCCGCCCCCGGGGCCGCCAUCAUGAACUCCACCGGCGAUGCAGGGCCGGGAGAAGCUCGACGUCAGCGACUAGAACGGGAAGACGCAAUUGGCAGAAAGAUUGGCGGGUUCUGGCGCGGGCGAGCCUGCUUCCCCAAGAAAGGUUGCUUUGGGCGUCCAGGACGCGAAGGUCGAACGAAACGCCGCUGGUACUUUUGUAUCUGCAUGUUCUUCCUGAUCAUUGUGGUUCUAGCCAUCGUACUAGCACUCACAUUGACCAGAAAGGGCGACACAACCCAAGUGCAGUCAAAUUGGCUCAAUCUAACGGGUUACCCACCCAUGCCAACGGGUAUCUCCACUGUCGCCGGUGCAGAGCCUCAGGUCCAAAAAUCCACCUGUAUCAAGCCCUCAUCACUAUGGAGCUGUGCUCUUCCCAAGGGCCAACAAUCCGAUAACCAGCCCUACGCCGCGAACGAACCUAACUUCCGACUCGAAAUCCGUUUCCGCAAUGGAACAUACAAUCACAGCACAGUUCCGCUCUCAAGCAAAACCCGUCGAGAUGCGAAUUCCUGGGAUCCAUCACCGUCACCACCCAGCCUCGCAGACCAAACUUUCCUAGGAAAUACAACAGAUGGGAACUCCCUCCCCUACGCCGGCGAGGAAACACCCUUCUACAUGACCCUCCUCUCUCCACUAAAAAUCACAUCCACAUCAAACACCAACUCCCUCUCCCGCCGCUCCGCAACAAACGACACAACAACCUUCCCAAACCUAACAGCCGUCAUCCCAGCUCCAGCCGAGAACUCAGACGGCACAGCCGCAGCCGCAACUCUAUACCCACUCCCAGAAUCCCAACCCGUCCGCCUAUACAACCGCGGCCAAGACAACGAACACUACGGAUUUUACACAUACUUCGACAAAUCAAUCUUUCUCGCCUCCCGCGCUCCCUUAAACGGCUCCGCAACCGAUUUAUCCCCCCUAGACACGAACGGUGGCUCAACCGAAUCCGACGCCGUCGUCCGCUGCACAUGGUCCCAGUCCCGCUUCCUAGUACAAAUCUGGACUCAACCGUCUAAAAUGGGCUACAAUCUACUCAAAAACGGUUCGAAUAGCUCAACCACAGCUACAUCUACGAGUGCCGCGGCAACGCCUACCUUAUCGUCAACAUCAUCCUCCUCGGCAAGUGAUUUCACUCGGCCCGGCUCAUUCCCGUAUCCGAUUAGUAUCACGGUUGAUCGGCACGGUGGGGCGGAGAAGAAAAAAUUGCUGUACUGUUAUGGUAUUGAGAGUGAUCAGCAUUAUAAUAUUACGGAUCGGAAGUUGCAGCUUGAGGAUCGGGGGUUUGGGGGGACGCUUGUUAAUCCUGCGUCGGGCAUUUUUGAUGAUUUGGAUGGGGAUUCGAGUUCGGGGUCGAGUUCGAAUUCGACAACUGGGUAUGGGGGUGUUGAUGGGGGUAGUGGGGGGUGUGAGUGUCUUUGGUCGAAUUGGGUUAAGAAGUCUUGA
Messenger RNA from Penicillium subrubescens, 3981 nucleotides. RefSeq lists its product as uncharacterized. The record is from RefSeq and is a predicted model, not a curated record. The coding region runs from base 1 to 3981 and encodes 1326 amino acids. The transcript has a single exon. Lineage: Eukaryota; Fungi; Ascomycota; Eurotiomycetes; Eurotiales; Aspergillaceae.